AAAAAAGCGAAAAUUAUGCUAGAAGCAGAAACAGAGUCAGAGACACAGUCUGAAACAGAGACAGGGACAGAGGAGGAGCAGCUGCGGCUCAACCAGAGCAUUGACCGCCAUGUGCCACAAUUGGUGCAACUGCUGCUGGGAAUUCCGGAUGAAUCGACAGGCAACUCGGCCAACUACGAACAGUUUGUGGCAUCUGCCAAACAGACGCUAGCGGUGGCUCAUUACUUCGGUGAGCAAUCGGCGGAUGAUGUGAAGGCAAAACUGUCGGAAUUUAUGCUGCAACUGCAUCUCCGGGGGCAUGAAAACAUUGCCAAAGCCAUUGAAAAGCAUACCAAAACGGUGCUGACAGACCCCUGGCUGGAAGAACACCCAGUGAAGGAAUUCCAGUGUCGUCUGAUCGAAUUUUAUUUAUCCAUUAGCAACUUGAAGGAUGAGCUGUGCCCGGAGGAGGACACAAGGGCACGCGAGAAUCUAGUGAAUCGGUACAUGGAAGCCUCAAGGAAUGGGGAUCUAGAUUUUGAAAUAGAUUCUGAUACAGAUUCGAACGUAGCGAACUCCAACCUGUUCGGAAGUGAUCUGCGACAGGAAGAAGUGGACGCUGCUGUCGUCAGUCCUCGCUCACUGCCGGAAGUCAAUCCUUGCCCGGAGGCGAUACUCCAGGAACGUUGCAAUUGUGGGGGGGAAUUCCUACAUCGCUCCUUUGCCACCGACUAUGGGGGAUAUCUCUAUGAAAAGCUGCUACUGCUGUAUGUGGAGAAGCCCAUGGACGAGAAGAAGCUGCUGCUGCGAGAGCUGCUCGUCAUGUUCUUUUUGCCCCAUAAUUGCAUUUACUUCGUGAUGGUCGAUCAGCGCAUUCAGCUGCGUAUAGAUGCACCACAGAUCGUACAGAUGGUGUCGCUUAAGCCCAUACUGGAGUCCCUGUGGCAGAUGCAACAGCUGCGGCGGUUCAUCGAUCGCUGCCUGAACAUGCAACGUAGCUGCGAUCGCUUGCAGACGUUUAUUUGCUUUGCCCAAGGACUGGAGAGGCUGCUGCUGCCCGUGAUGCAAUUUCUGGUGGACUACGAUCGUCGCGUGCGUGAGGACACGGACGUAACCAAUGUGCAACACUUUCUGUGUAGCUCAGCGUCGCCCAUGGAGCGUAUUCAGCUGCUGGCUGACAUGCUGCCACGUGACCUAAAACUGGACACGGAACCGCCAGACGUUUGCUGUCUGAAACUUUUGGGGCAGCUCCACGACCUCAGCUCAAAGCCGCAGACGGCGGUGGCUAACAUUCCGAGCAAUCAUGCCGCAUUGGCUGCCACAUUGUUGCUUCACUCGCUGGAGGGUUAUUGCCGCAUUCUGGACACUUGGUGGCAGACGGGCGACUUUCGGGACCACAGUGGAGAGCUUCCUUAUAGGCAGCAAUACCUGGAUGGCAUGACGAGCUUCAUGCCACGUGAAUUGGAUCGCAAGAGUCGCUCGUGUGUGCGUUUCAUCGACCGCCAUGUGCGGCAGGCGGCACCGUUUGUGGCCACCCUGUGCGACACGCAACGCAACGAAGAUUUUGUCACAACGCACAAAUCUCUCUUCAAGGUGAGUCUGUAUCACGAGUUCGUGUCGACGUUCCUGUCCGAGUUGUGGGACUACCAUGUGCGGUGUUACGUCCAUCCGCGUUCCCAAUUCGCCCUACCGAUGCUGGAGCAGCUUGUCAUUGCCUACCACAAGGACAUGCAGGGCCAUAUGGAUCAUCCUUCGAUCCAUGAUAUACUGGAGAGUGUCCUGGCCUGUGCCGCAUAUGUGCCACUGCCGGAGAUUAUCCAGCAAACCCUGAAGCAACUGCUGCACAAGCGGCUGCUGCUGGUGCGCUGCUACACGCAGCAUCUGCUGCAGAAGGAGCUGCAUCUCCAGGACAAGCUACAGUGCCUGGUGGGUGUAUGCAUGGGGGAUGUGGCCAGGCAUCAGCAGAAGUACGAGAGAUUCUUUGAGCUCCUGGAGGAUAAUCAACUCCCUGAAGCAUCGUGGAAGCUGAAGGAUAUCUUUGAGGAAAUGUAUUCACAAUUUUCCAGUAUGAUUUUUGUGGAUUUACCAGGCUCCAACCUGGCGGAGAUCUCCCUUAAAGUACCCAAUGACAAGAUCCUGCAGCGUGUGGUGACGCCGCCGCUAAUGGAGCUCCUGAACAUAUCCUUUCGCCUGAAUCUGCGCAUGCAUCAGGCGCAAUGGAUGCUCGCCGCUUUGCCACAGCUGCCAGAAGCAAAGGCCGAACGACCGAUUCAAGUUCUGGUGGCUGUCAAAAACAUACUUGCCUUCAACCUCCGGCAUCCGGGGAAGCCCGACAUGGCGCAGAAGAUACACAGCAGCUAUCUGAAGGCCUUACAGAAACCCUUCGCAAACCUCGAGGAUCUGCGUCUGUCCAGCCACAAGUUUGCACAACGAAUGUCGGAACUGCUUUCCCAAUCGACCGCCGAGGGCGAUCCCGAAGAGAUUCUUGCCUGGGCGCAGCUCCUGAAGAAGCUCUGGCUGCGUACGUUGGAUUUACUGGACGAUGGCAAUGCUUUUGUGGCCUGCCCGGCGGCAUCUCCAUGCUUCCAAUUGGACUACAAAUUGCUGGAUGAGCGCUACUUGCAGACCAUUCUGCGCCGCUGCUGUGCCAUGACAAUGGUGGCAAUAUUGCAACAAAAAUAGAUCCAAAAUACACUUUUAUUGGAUACUAUAAAUAAGCGCGGA
Messenger RNA from Drosophila obscura, 2703 nucleotides. RefSeq lists its product as uncharacterized. The transcript has a single exon. Lineage: Eukaryota; Metazoa; Arthropoda; Insecta; Diptera; Drosophilidae. The record is from RefSeq and is a predicted model, not a curated record. The coding region runs from base 16 to 2661 and encodes 881 amino acids.